AUGUCUUCUCCAAAGACUCGCUUUGGCGCUUUUGCGCUGGCCAUUGCUGCUCUGCCACUCCAGUCACUGGCUUCGCAAGCCGACACUUACGACUACAUAAUUGUCGGUGCAGGUACAAGUGGGCUUCUCUUGGCCAAUCGUCUGACCGAAGACGGCAGCCUCAAUGUUGCAAUCAUCGAUCCUGGUGCCGAUGAGCGGAAUAACCCAAAUGUUGCCAAUCCCCUCACAUGGCUGGGAUUGAGCGGGACUUCUGUUGACUGGACUUACUCGAGUGCGCCUCAGAAAUACGUCGGUGGAAGGGUUCUCACGUAUGAUGCAGGCAAGGGAAUAGGUGGUACUAGCCUGAUUAAUGGGAUGACGUAUAUUCGAGGAGACCGCGCCGAGUUCGAUGCCUGGGAGGAGCUCAAUCCAGCCUCUGGCUGGAACUGGGAUACCAUGCUACAGUACUACAAAAAGGUUGAGCGAUUCUUCCCUCCCUUGGAAUGGCAGGAAGAUGUCGGCGCACUAUAUGAAGACGAAUAUCAUGGUUUCUCAGGAGAGCUUAAUGUCGGCUUCAACCCGGUCCUGCUCAACGGAUCGUUCUACGAUGACGCAAAAGAAACUUGGGGAAAUCUCGGCCAACCCCUCAUCAAAGAUGUCAAUAGCGGAUACCAGGCUGGAUUCGACGUUUGGCCGCAGACGCUGGACCCAGUCACGAAUACACGAUGCGACUCUGCCACUGCGUUUUAUUGGCCUGUACAGGAUAGACCAAACCUAACGCUACUCAAUGGCACAGUUUCCAGGAUCCUAUGGAAGCCUAACAAGGUCAAGACACUUGACGCAUCUGGAGUCGAGUAUAUUACCCCGGAUGGACAGCAUAAGACUGUGAGCGCAGUGAAAGAGGUGAUUUUGUCUGCAGGGGCACUGCGUACGCCUCUCAUCCUUGAGCUGUCCGGCGUCGGUAACCCAAGUCGUUUAAAUAAUUUGGGCAUCAAAGCGGUUGUCGACUUACCGGGCGUGGGAGAAAACAUGAUUGAUCAGCCUAACAACGCCCUAUCCUACUCGGCCAACUCCUCGUUUCCAGGCUACGCACCAUAUGCCACGUUUGUUAAUGCUACAUCUCUUUUCGGUGAUAGUUUUACACUUAUAUCUGCAGCGACAAAGCAGCUCCUACCGAGCUGGGCACAACAGAUUGCUAAUGAAACAGGCGGAGCCUUAAAAGCCAAAGCAAUCGAGAAGCUGCUUCAGGUUCAAUACGAUUUGAUCUUUAAAAAGGGUGUGACCAUUGCAGAGAUACUAUCUACCGCAAGUGGCACUGCGACUUUCUCAGCAUACUGGACUACUUUACCCUUCAGCCGUGGGAGCGUACACCUCAGCUCGGCCGACGACAUUAACACACCGGUGAUCGACCCGAGAUUCAUGUCCAUAGGCUAUGACAUGAUUGUUCAAAUCGCCAUCGGACGCCUGUCGGCAAAGUUCUGGAACAGCCCGCCCCUGUCUGCCACGGUUCAAUCUGAAGCACAGCAAGGAACUCCCUCGCCUGACGACACAUGGGAUCAAUGGGAGAACUUUACGGUAAGCCACAUGGUGUCAAACUCGCACCCACUUGGGACCACAGCGAUGCUGCCGCGGAAACUUGGCGGAGUUGUAGAUCCCCAACUCCGCGUAUAUGGCACAACAAAUGUCCGAGUGGUGGAUGCUUCUGUGAUACCGAUGCAGAUCAGCGGACAUCUUACGGCCACGCUGUAUGCAAUUGCGGAGAGGGCGUCGGAUUUUAUCCUCAAUACUGUGUGA
Messenger RNA from Trichoderma virens Gv29-8, 1773 nucleotides. RefSeq lists its product as uncharacterized. The transcript is spliced from 2 exons. NCBI's taxonomy places the organism in Eukaryota, Fungi, Ascomycota, Sordariomycetes, Hypocreales, Hypocreaceae. Gene Ontology annotation, molecular function: oxidoreductase activity, acting on CH-OH group of donors; flavin adenine dinucleotide binding. Bases 1 to 1773 code for a protein of 590 amino acids. The record is from RefSeq and is a predicted model, not a curated record.